AUGGGUGCUCAGCACGAGGAGUGUCAAUAUCCACUUGAAAGUAAUACUCAUUUCAAUAUGCAAGCAGAGGCUGCUAUACCCGAGGAUAUUUUGGACCAACAACAUAUAGAAGAUGUCGAUGCUUUUGACGCAGAAGAUAGUAUGCAAUAUGUUGGUGAAAGUGAUGUAGAUGGUUAUGCGGCUAUUGAACCCGAAGCUGAUAUUAUUCUUGCAGCGCAAAAGUUCAGCACUUCAGAAAGUAAUCGAGAAGAAGAAGAGGAAUAUCUAAAGCAAAAUAGCAAUGACAGCGGCAACAGCGGCGACAAUAACAAACGCAAUAACAACAAAAUCGUGCAUCUGAAGAAAAGUGUGGGAAAGCGAAACAACAAAUUGAAAAGCGAUGCAGACAAUAGUGAUAACAACAACAAUAAAUAUGACAGUGACAAUGGCAACGCAGCUGUCUACACCGAUCAAAUGGACGAACUGGAUGGGUUGGACGUUUCGGAUGAGGAGCCAUUGGCAUUGCCUAGCACGCGUGAAGCAAAAAGUUUUCGUUUGACGAAAGAUCCAAAAGAACAGCAAAAUGAGGGUUUAAUAGCAGAAGGCGAAGACAGUGAUGAGAAAGGGGUCAGGGACGUGACUGGACAACAUGUGCAACUUAUUGAAAAUUUAGUUGCGGAAAAAUUUAAUAAAGCGUCGGUACAAACAAUACAUAACGAGAAAAAAGCGAAAGAUACACAGUAUAGCUACAGCAACAACAACAAUAACAGCAGGAGCAACAUGAAUAAUAGCCACGACGAUGGUGAUGAUGAUGCUGCUGACGUGCAAGAUGAAAACAAUAAAAACAACGUCAUAAAUACAAGCAACAAUAUGAGUAAACAAGUAAACAAUAAAUCAGAAAUGGAGUACACCGACGGUAAUCAACUGGAGGAAAUAGCGAUCGGCGAUAUCGAGGACAAAUUUCGUAACGAAGAUGAAGAUGCUUUAGAGCAACAGCAACAGCUCGAGCAGGAACAUAAAAAUGCGGCAAGUCACGGAGGGAGACGUGGCGGAAGUGAACAGGUAGCACUAGCUGCCCUGAUGGAAAAAAAUGAUGAUGAAGAUGUGGAGCAAAGUGAAAAAUUUGUAGCUAAGAAAAUCAAACGACAUGAAAGAGCAGACAUUGCGAGCCAUGAUGAAAGUAAAAAUAAUAAAAAUCUCAACAGUGAUAACAACAGCAACAACCACAACAAGCACACGUACAAACGCCAUCACUAUGGGGAGCCACACAAGGAGAAUGAACAAUAUGGCAACACGUUCGCACAUAAGCCAGUAUCCGAGAAAGUUGUUAUGCCGAAAAAUCAACAACAUAAACAACAACAGCAACAAGAUGAAGGGAUAGAAGAAAAGCUCGAAGUUGCUGACAGCAAUGGCAGCAACGAUGAAAAGGGGCCACAAACCGAUUACUCAAUAACCUAUUUUGGCAUUUUAACAAACAGCUCGCAGAGACGCGAAGAAGAAGAAGAGAAAGAUUAUGUAAGGGAGCUGCCACUGAACGCCUCCGAAUAUUCAGCCAAAACAACAAACAACGUUGCGAAAAUUGCCAACAGCGAUGAUGCGGCUAAACUUGAAGUUGUGCAUGCAACAAGAAAUCAACAACAGCAGCAACAACAUAAACCGACAUAAACUGGCCGUGGGGAACCCUAUGCCACCCAUAUGUCAGCAUUUGAACACUACAAGGCACAACGCCGCAAUAGUCGGCGCUAUGGACAUAAAAUGUACAAGAAGAAAUACAAAGAUUACCUGAGCUAUGCAACAAUGUCCUCGUUGACAGCUAGAGCGAUGGGAAUUGCAAUUGAGGCCACAACAACAGCGGUGCCUGAAAUAUCAACAGCGUUGUCGGCUCAGGCAAAUGUGAUUGCAAUGAGUGCAGAGCACACAAUCAACUCGACACAAGCGAAAAUGACAAAUAACAACUACACCGAUUACUAUCGUAAACAAGAUCAGGAACAACAGCAACAACAACAGCAAUGGCAACGUCAACAUUUACAGCAAGAGCCCAUUUCUGUAAGAGCGCAAAAACAUGCUGAGAAGCUAAGAAAAUAUUCGAGAAAAAUUGAAGCGGAAAAAUCACGUAGAUUACCAGCAUCACCAAUAUUUGUUGUAGGCAAUCGAAAUGGUGGCGCGGUAGCUGCAACCAUAGAUAGCAGUAGUAGUCGGAGUGGAGAAGGCGCAAAUCCUUUCUAUGAAGGACAAAUAAACUACUACCUAGAAACAAGAGAUGAAGAGGAUACGGAGGAUACGGAGGGUACAGCAGCAACCGAGGCAAACAACAAGACCAUAGAUGGCAAUGGAGAGAGUAAAGAAAAUGCUGAUGUAGCGGUGGAAAAGCAACGAGAGGAGCGUUUGCGUGCGCAUGGAGGCAGCAUGGAGCGUAUGAUAGCAGCUGACAAUAGUAACUGGUAUCAGCGUGUAAGCCCAGUGCUGCGUAAUGGCAUUAAAGUCUUCAGCAAUGAAGGUAAACACCAGCGUGGGGAGGCGACAAGCAACCAAAAACAAAAUGUGCACAAACAGCAAAAGCAGCAGCAACAUGACGCACAGCACACACAUCAUUACGAGCGCAAUCACUACCAGCACCAACACCACCAUCACCAUCAACAUCAGCAUCAACAACAUCAUCGUCAGCACCCACACCCGCAUAUGCACGCAUAUAAACAACAACAGCAACACCAUGGCAUACAUCAACAUCGGCGUGGUGGUAGUGGCAAUCAUCACAAGCAUCGUAAACAUGGUAAACAUUAUCAAUCAACUGACACACGUCAACUGCAACAGCAACAACAUACAUCCAAUCCAUAUCAACGCAUAUUGCCGACAAGUCUACUCUCUCCACCAUCCCCACAUGCCUCAGCCACGCAAGCAGCAGUGGAAAUGGGCAUGGUGCAAACGCCCAUACCACCACCUUCAUACACAAAACAGCAUCAGCAACAGCAACAAACAGAAGCCGAAGCUGUUGGUAGUGGCGCGCAACAACUGGGCCAUCAGAUUACCGAAUUGGAGGAGUUAGAACGUUAUUACGCCAAAUGGCCACACUUAGCACGCGUGCAGUUCCAAGUAUAUGAUGAACAUUACCGCGAAGCACACCCCGAGCUAUAUCCAGAGAUGAAGGAUGACGCUGAGGAUGCUGAUGAAGACUAUGACGAUGACUAUGAGAGCGCUGCUGAGUUAGAGGAGGCACAAAAUGGUCACGACGAGGAUGCAAACUUGCCACCGUACAUCAAGAAGUACAAUCGACGGAAUAAACAGUUACUGAAUUUGCUAGAAGGCACUCUAGCGCCACCGACUCGACCCCCACCCGCUAUCAUGCGCAGCUGGUCGAGUUCAUUGUUGCAGCCGGGACCACAUGCGAGCAGUCGGAGCGCUGGCGGCGGUGGCCGCAAUGGUGUGGGUCGAGUACGCAUCGAUGACGAUUACCUAAAAGAGAAACGCAAACGUUAUCACAAUCGUGAUAUCAGCAGCACGAGCACCAGCAGUGUAAGCGGUAGCAACACCAAUAACCGAAAAGAGGACUUAGAUCAUUAUCAAGAUUUAUUUGCCCAGCAACGACCUCCAUCAACGACAACUACAGAGAUACCAGACACACCAGCAGGUGGGUCGGCUAAUAAAGAAGCCAGCUCUGCAACGAAAAAGGUGCAGAAUACGGCAAACAUUCGCAGUACUGUUGAGAAGGCAGCGCAAUCAACUAACCAGCUGCCAGACGAGGAUGUUAGCAUUUCGACAGACACAGAUGCAGAUGCAGACACAGAUACAGACAUCGAUGCUUAUGCUGCCGAUGAUGCCGACGUUGACAUUUGGCCAAAGGAAAUCGAAAAUAAAUCGAAUGCAAACGAAUUGACAGGAAGCGCGCAAAUGACAUGGCAAAUCGAAAAAUUAACAACACCCAAACCAAUGCAACACUUGCCUAUAACGCCGAGCACACCAAAGCCAGCUAUUUAUCGUUUGCCCUCAUAUCCUGCUAUUGCUGGCAGUUUUAUUGGAAAGCCACGCAGUCGUAGCGCACAAUUUGCGCCAAGCGGCGGCAGUCGUGGCAAACUUGCUUUUGUGGCGGCAGCGGGCGAUGACCUUCAUAGUAAUCGUUGGAGCAAUAUUUAUGGCAGAGGUGGUGGAAUAAUUGGCAAUUACGGUGGUGGAGGAGACAGCAAUGGUCUCGGCCUUGGUCUUGGCAUUGGCGGCAAUCAUCACAAAUCAUUGUCCCGCUUCAGCGCUUACAAACCGAACGCGCAUAAAGCACUAACAGCUACAGCCGCCUUAACCGCGACGAGCACUACGGCGCCAACAUUUUUGUGGCAUGCGGCAGGUGCCGAUAUGGAUGGUAAGAGCUUGACGACCGCAGCAACAGCGAUUACGGUGACGCCGAGUGGGGGCAGUAGUAGCGACGAUGGAGAUGGUGCACAGGGUGCAGAGGGUGGUGUACCGAACGGCGGAGUGGGUCGCACAAUCAGCUCCUUCGUUUAUCAUCGGGUAAUUGAUGCGUCACCGCGUCUGGUGGGUACCGGCGCCACGGGACGCAAGCAACGAUUGCCAUUUGUGGCUAUCACCGAUCGCCGGCUGGAGACCACAAAGAAGGCGCUGCUGGAGCGACAGAAAGAUUUCGAACAGAAUCACUACCCAAUGCCUUAAAUUCACUGCACUACAAUGACUGUUGCAGCGAACGUGAACGCGACGUAGACGGAGACGGAGACGGUGACAGAUGGACAAAGAAACAGAAAGACAGCGAUAACCAGGACGAGCACUAACACUUGUGCGAGGACAGAAACGCAAGCGAAAAUUUGACACAGACAGUGAUGCAAAUAGA
This is a messenger RNA of Anastrepha obliqua, 4810 nucleotides long. RefSeq lists its product as uncharacterized. Gene Ontology annotation, molecular function: transcription coactivator activity. Gene Ontology annotation, cellular component: mediator complex. The record is from RefSeq and is a predicted model, not a curated record. The transcript is spliced from 5 exons. Gene Ontology annotation, biological process: regulation of transcription by RNA polymerase II. NCBI's taxonomy places the organism in Eukaryota, Metazoa, Arthropoda, Insecta, Diptera, Tephritidae.